UGAAGAAUAAACUACCAUUUUUCGCUGCUGCGUCCAACACCAAACCCUCCAAAGUCCAAACACACUCCGCUGCCUCCCCUCCCUUUUCCACUUCGGCUCCUUCUCCUCCUCCCUCUUCCAUCCACCGCGCCUCUUCCUCUGCUCCGCCGUGUCCAAUGGUACAAAAACCUUGUUUGCGAGAUGUCUGAGUGCUUGGGCCUCCAACUUGGAUGGUUGAAACGACAUCUUUAGAUUCAAAUAAGCCUUAGAAAUACAUUGAUUAUCAGCCUAAAAUCUUUUUCUGAGCGACAUCUUAUUUUAUAUUGAGAGCAAAAAGCAAUGCUUCCUCAGCGCAUGAAGAAAGCUGUCACUGAUAACCCAAAGAAGCUUGCCAACUUGAUUGACCUUGUCAACCUUCCAUCCUCUCUCAGAGACUUUGUAGGUCAAUCUCAGAUCUCUCGCUUGGGUUGCUUCAUGCGCGUUUGGUCCUACAUCAAAACCAAUAAUCUCCAGGAUCCAAACAACAAGAAUGUAGUCAACUGUGAUGAAAAGCUAAAAGGUAUUUUGCUGGGGAAACCUCGGGUUGAGCUAGCAGAACUCCCUGCGCUUAUCAAGCUGCAUUUUCCAAAAGAGCCCAAGUGAGGUCUACUGUAUAAAUCAAGGUUCCUGUUGUACUGUAAAGCACACGCAUACCUUCGUAUGAGUCGCUGGAUUGUUGAAUGCUGAAUAGUGAAUGCAUUUAUCAUAUUUGGAAUAGUCCAGCUUGAAAUGGUCAUCUUAUUCUUUUCAUGUCUUCCCAAUUUUGCAAUUAGGAAUCAUGUUUAUUAGAAUUUUGAUUAAUUGGUUCGUUUUCGUUGAAAGAUUACCCAUCAUUCCUCGUAGAAAUAAGCUGGAUAAAUUAUUAUUUAAUAUUUUA
Arachis ipaensis is the source of this 895-nucleotide messenger RNA. The record is from RefSeq and is a predicted model, not a curated record. NCBI's taxonomy places the organism in Eukaryota, Viridiplantae, Streptophyta, Magnoliopsida, Fabales, Fabaceae.